AUGACUCAUUUCUCUCAGGAACUCAUUGUAGGAAGCCUAAUCUGCAUGAAAGAACUGGGUGGUGAAAUUUUUGAAUAUGCAGUUGCUAAGGAGCUGUCCUUUAGCUUUUCGCCCAUUUAUUAUUAUGGACAAAUAUUGCGAGUAACUGAUGAGCCUGCCCCAUCUGUCAGAUGGAUCCGUGACAAGAACUCAAGAGAUGCCAUGAAUAUGAAGGUAGAUGUGUGGACCUUUGGAUACAACAGCAAACCGGCGCAGGGAAUGCCAACAGUGAUCGAUGUAUUUGUACAGGUUACAAAGCAAAAAGAUGGUGUUGAUCAAAAAUUAGAUGAAACACUUCGCCAUUGGCUUAGUGGCGUGCCCAUUUUGUAUGAAGCGCCUGCCAUCUUCGUAUUCGUUAGUCGAUACCCCGUUAGCAUCCCGGGCUGUGUUGAAUUGAAAAACGGGAUAGUGACGUUUGUAGGAGUAAGAACGCGUGGCCAACAGAAUCGGACGAGGGAACAGAGACCACAACACUGGUUAAUAGUUCUUUCUGAGAGCCAGUUAAAUAAUACUGUAAUUCCACUUCUCGAACUUGUGGACAACCCCCCAGCUGAUAUUAAGGAAAAGUACGGUUUCGAAUAG
Paraglomus brasilianum is the source of this 621-nucleotide messenger RNA. The record is from the annotation of a GenBank genome assembly. NCBI's taxonomy places the organism in Eukaryota, Fungi, Glomeromycota, Glomeromycetes, Paraglomerales, Paraglomeraceae.